GUUGCUAUGCUGAUAGCGCUGUGCUGCAAGGCAGGCGAGCAGCUGCAGAGAGACGAGAGAGCACUGACAACGGACGGGCUCAGCUUGGGGAAAGUCAGAGACGCAACAUUUGUCUAUUAUGUAGUCUGCUCUGUGAAAUUAUUCUGCUCUAACGUGUACGCCGAUCAUAUCUUCGCUUUUUGUACGCACGCGUGGGAUUACAUGUAUGGUUUUCUCCGCCUGAAAUGACUGCUGGUGCCUGUGUCUAGCCAAUGGUUACUGUGGGGGCUCCUGUCGUGUGGAUUAUCCGUCGUCGCCGAGCGAGUCGCAGGGUCGAGCCCGGAGGAGGCCCCGCUCUGCUGGAUGUAUGUGAAGCAGCACCAGGCUCCAAGAACUGAUGAAGACCAUGAUGAUGCUCAGGUUUCCUCGGCAGUGGGUGAACUGAGCUUGGAUGUUCAGGCUAUAUCACCCCGACAUAAACCAUUUCCUCCUACAGCAAAAUUAUAUUCCUUAAAAACUGGACGCCCCUGGAGCAGUUUAUGACGACCCUGGUAGGAGCGUGAUGAGCGCGCGCUUCCGCUUGCCUGCUGGCAGAUCCUACAAUGUCCGGGCGACGGAGCUGGAGCGAGACAGGCAGCACACACAGGUUGUGUGCAACAUACUGCUGUUGGACAACACGGUCCAGGCCUUCAAAGUCAGCAAGUCGGACCAUGGCCAGGUAUUGCUGGAUGCUGUCUUUAAGCACCUGGAGCUGACUGAGAGGGACUACUUUGGCCUUCACCUGGCCGACGACUCCUCAGACACACCGCGCUGGCUCGAUCCCAACAAGCCCAUCAGGAAACAGUUAAAAAGAGGGUCUCCACAUAAUCUGAGCUUCAGAGUCAAGUUCUUUGUGACAGACCCCAGUAAACUUCAGGAAGAGUACACACGGUACCAGUAUUUUCUCCAGAUAAAGCAGGAUAUAUUAACUGGAAGAUUGCCCUGUCCACACAACACGGCUGCGCUCCUGGCAUCGUAUGCUGUUCAGUCUGAGUUAGGUGACUACAGCGAAACAGACCAUGCUUCAGGCUAUCUCUCCGACUACUGCUUCAUCCCCAACCCUCCACAAGACUUCCACAAAGAGGUCACCAAACAUCACCAGCAGCACAGUGGUCUAUCUCCUGCCCAGUCAGAGUUUAAUUAUCUGAACACAGCACGCACGCUGGAGCUCUACGGGGUAGAGCUGCACUAUGCAAGGGACCAGAGUAACACAGAGAUUCUGAUUGGUGUGAUGUCAGCAGGCAUUGUGGUUUACAAGAACAGGGUACGGAUCAACUACUUCCCAUGGUUGAAAAUAGUGAAAAUUUCAUUCAAGUGCAAACAGUUCUUCAUCCAGCUGAGAAGAGAGGCGAACGAAUCCCGCGAGACGCUGUUGGGUUUCAACAUGGUGAACUACCGGGCCUGUAAGAACCUGUGGAAGGCGUGUGUGGAGCACCACACCUUCUUCAGGCUGGACCGGCCCGUCCCGCCACAGAAGAACUUCUUCGCACACUACUUUACCCUGGGCUCCAAGUUCAGAUACUGUGGGCGGACAGAGGUGCAGUCGGUGCAAUAUGGAAAGGAGAAAGGCAUAAAGGACAGAGUGUUUGCCAGGUCUCCCAGCAAGCCAUUGGCCAGGAAAUUGGUGGGCGGGACCGACUGGGAGUCAGUCAGCAGAAACAGCCUAUCAGAUGAGAGACUGGAGACUCAGAGCCUGCCCACUCGCUCCCCGCCUGGGACGCCAAACCAGAAUUCGCUGUUUGUUCAGGAGGGCACACGUCUGCGCCCGUCGUCCGUUGGCCACCUGGUCGAUCAUGUGAUCCAUGCUUCACCCAGCCUGCCCGUCUUCUCCUCCAAUCACAAGUCAGCAUCGUCCACGCAGGCCAAUAGCAUCAGCCUAGACUCUACCCCGUCUCCAGAAGGGGUGGAUGGUCAGCCCCCUGCUCUGCCCCCCAAGCAGCUGAGCAGGAAGACCCUGAGCCAGAUCAUCCAGGCCCACUCCCAGCAGAGCCUCCUGGACAACCACCUCAACGAGAUGUACGACGUCCCCGUCAACACUGACAAGACCACGCUAAAUGGAGUAGUCCCACAUGAUAAUCUUGUCCUGAUCAAGAUGAGACCUGAUGAACACGGACGCUUUGGCUUCAAUGUCAAGGGUGGAGCUGACCAGAAGAUGCCCAUCAUCGUGUCUCGAGUGGCUCCGGGAACAUCAGCUGACCUCUGUGUGCCUCGCCUUAAUGAGGGGGACCAGGUGGUUUUAAUUAAUGGGCGGGACAUCUCUGACCACACCCAUGACCAGGUGGUCAUGUUCAUCAAGGCCAGCUGUGAGAGCCAUUCUGGAGAACUUAUACUAUUGGUCAGACCUAAUGCCAUCUAUGACGUGGUGGAGGAGAAGGUGGACUCGGAGCCAGAUUUUCAGUACAUCCCAGAGAAGUCCCCGCAGGAUCCUGCCCAGCUAGACCAGCAUGCUUGGAGGGACUCCAUGGUCACACUGAAGGAAGGCCUCGCCAGUGGAGCUAUACUAGCACAGUUUGAUCAAUUGUACAGGAAGAGGCCAGGAAUGACUAUGCUGUGUGCCAAAUUACCUCAGAACGUUUCCAAAAACCGCUACAGAGACAUCUCUCCUUAUGAUGCCACGCGGGUCAUUCUGAAAAGCACAGAUGACUACAUCAAUGCAAAUUACAUCAAUAUGGAGAUCCCAGCCUCCAGUCUGAUAAACCGCUACAUAGCGUGCCAGGGCCCGCUGCCCAACACAUGUCCUGACUUCUGGCAAAUGACCUGGGAGCAGGGCUCAUCUAUGGUGGUCAUGCUAACCACACAGGUCGAGAGGGGGCGGGUGAAGUGUCACCAGUACUGGCCUAACCCAGACAGCAGCGCCACCUACGGGGACUUCACAGUGACAUGCCACACCGAAGAGGGCAACGCUGCCUUCCUGGUUCGGGAAAUGACCCUAAUGCACACACAGAGUGAGCAGCAAAGAGAACUGACCCAGAUCCAGUACCUGGCUUGGCCCGACCAUGGCGUUCCUGAUGACUCCACUGAUUUCCUGGACUUUGUGGCUCUGGUACGGAGCAAACGGGCCGGGCGGGACCAGCCCAUGGUGGUACACUGCAGUGCGGGGAUCGGUAGAACAGGGGUGCUGAUCACCAUGGAGACGGCCUUGUGUCUAAUGGAGUGCGGUCAGCCUGUUUAUCCUCUUGAUAUCGUCAGGACCAUGAGAGACCAGAGGGCCAUGAUGAUACAGACACCUAGCCAGUACCGCUUUGUGUGCGAGGCCAUCCUGAAGGUCUACGAGGAGGGCCUGGUGAAACCGCUCAAGACGGCCCUCUACCAGCAGAGAGAGAGGGAGGAGGAGAGAGAGGAGAAGAAAGAGCAGCAGAAGGCAGGAGAAGGAGAGGAGGCGGUGAUGCUGGAGCAAGAAGAGGUGGCCGGGGCGGAGCUGCUAGAAGGAGGUCUGGAUGAAGAGGACGAUGAUGACGAUGAAGAGGUGGAGGUGCUGGACGUGGGGGAGGUAGUGGACGAGGGUGAGGAUGAUGAUGAGGAGGAGGUGGAGGAGCCGAGCGUUGCCAGCGCCACCAGCGUCGCCAGCGAGACCAGCUUGAACCCUGACCCUGAGCCUGCGAACCCUUGACUGCUGACCUUUGGGGGUUGUCAGGGGUUACCAGGAGGCAGCCAGAGGAGAGAACAAAAGCACUGUUGCACUUUACGCUGACAAAAAUGAAAAAAAAACAAAACAAAAACAAAAAGACAGACCAACAAACAAACAAAAACGUGAAAAUCAUGGACAAAUAAUAAAGAAAAAAAGAAAUACAGCUGUGUUGAAUAGGUACCAUUAGGGGACAUUGUGUGUUCAGGGUAAACAAAAAAGUACAGAGAGAAAGAAUGAAAAGAUUAAAGGUACGAGAGAAUAAAACAUGGAUGUGGAAUUGCUGUAGUGCCAUAAGUACGAAGGGGAGGGGCUGCCAACAUGGAUGGAUAGAAUUUUUUUUUUCCUUUAAGGGUCGCCCUCUCCCCUUCGAAGUGAGUCUGCCAGACGGACCUGCCUUUUUUUUUUUCUUUCUUUUUUUUUUUUUUUUACUUAAUGUCCUUUUAGCUGAUAAAGAGAUAUACCUUAUCUUUUUUUCCUCAGAGUAUUUAUUGUGUUUUAGUUUGUGUCAAACCCUGUCCACUGAACGAAAAAAAAAAAAGCUGUAUGUUUGUUUGUACAAGUCUAGCUUCAUGCUUCUCUGAUUAAAUCUUAGGUAGUCAAGUAGUGAGAUUCCUCUUCUUCUACUACUUCUUUAUUUCUUUUACUUUUAGUGGGGGAAAAGGUGAUUUAAUUUAUUGUAGUUAAUUUUUAUCUUUUGUAGCUUUCUUGUCUAAGUUUCUGACAGUGCAGACAGAUGGAUGGACAGUUGAAAGCACUUUGUGUCUCACCCUGUUCAAUGCUGUGGCGAGUUUGUCGCUUUAUCCUGCUUCGUGCUUUGCUUUUGAGCUCAGCGACACACAUAAAGUUGUAAAGUGGCCAUCGAUUGGCGUGGUGAAGAACACAACUGGUUUACAAUCUGUAGGGCCUGUGUGUACUGGGUGCUUCUCUUUCACACGGCGAUCGUGUGAGUCAAGGCUCCUACUGGUGCUGCAUGACUACAGAUUUGCUUUUGAAUAACAGAAUAACUUUUCAAACUUUCAGCAUUCAGUGCAUUGACUGAAAACAAAUUUCACUCUCAGCUCUGAGCGCUGUGGGUAACACUCAACAGCACGUCCAUUCACCGGGAGAGAAAGCAGCCAGUGCUGUGAAGAGAGGCCCCCAGUGGACACACAGCCUCACUGACUUGCAAUCUAAGCUUUUUUUUUUUAUUAUUAUUUUUUUGCCAAGCCGUCACGGCCGAUAAAGCUAAGAAACAAGGCUGGGGUCAGCUCAGUUCAGUUCUCUCUUAGUUUCAAUCAGCUCAGUGUAUAAAUCAAACCUGCAAUUAAGUCGCAAAUGACAAAAGUGUGCAGCGUAGACCUGGGUUCAACCCCACCAGAUCGCUAAGCAGCCAGAGAAAAUGUAACUGACCUCAAACUUGUCAAGAAUGGAGAGAACGGAACGCAAAUGCUGACCUCCCAAACACUUUUUUUUUUUUGCAUCAGAUAUUUAUUGCAGUGGGACUGACAACCAAUUCCUGUAAGCUGAAGCAAACCCAGGUGUCUCUUCUCUCCAGAUGUCCCCAUCUUACACAUUUGGGAUUGAGACUAAUGGAGAUUUUCAUCACUUUUUUUGCGAGUAAUCAUGUGACCCAGCAUUAAACUCAGAGCAGAGCUAGUCAUCAGUUUUCCUUGGAAAGUUUUAUCCCCCUCCCUCAAGUGUCAGCGGGGUGAGGAGAUCACUGGAGCGGGGCUUUAAAACAACCUCUUUAGCUGUUUCUUUAUUCUCCCAGUCCCGGAGUCUGCUGGAGAACAGUAGAGCAUUCAAGCCAGCUGCACAAACAGAGCACUCAACCAAUAAUCAUGUCCUUUUAUUUCAUUGUGUCAAGGCACAUGCUGUUUUUAGUUUUAUUUUUGUUUUUAAACCAAGAUGAUAAUCUGUAUCGGGUGAUUAGUGAACAACUGAUGAUGAUUUUUGAUGAUGAUGAUGAUGUUACUUUAAAUCACAAAAUCCAGCAUCAAAUUGCUUGUUGAGUGACUGUCGUCAAUUUACGGGCUAAGCUGUCAUUGUACUUUUCAUAGCAGUUUGAAAUGGAGUGUAGCCUCUUCAUAGUUUCAGGUAUAUUUCUCUUAGGCUGCUUUAGUACCUGCUGUCAUUGGCUCCUUCAAUGCAUUCUACUGGACAAACCUACUGCAGUGUGUGUGUGUGUGUGUGUGUGUGUGUGUGUGUGUGUGUGUGUGUGUUUCUGUUUUCUGUCUUUAUCUCUCUCUCUCUCUCUCUCUCUCUCUCUCUCUCUCUCUCUCUCUCCCUCCCUCUCUCUGUCAUUUCUAUGGUAGAAUUUGUUAGCUGUCUGGUCUAAGCCUGCUUGUCCAUUAACUGGAAUCCAAGGUUGUGACUCGUGCUGUAAAGCCACAUACCUGACCUGAUCUGAAGUUUAGUCUGAAGAGGACACAGACACAGCCUGCUUUUUGAGAGUUGAAAAAUAUAUAUUUUAGUCUGUCUUAAGAACCGGGCUUAAUCUUUGUCUGUGAAAGAACAAUUCAAACCUCCCUUUCAAAUAGCUGAAUCAUACAUUUUGGCGCAUGGAGAGGCGGGAUCAAGAAGAGCCUAGAGACUCUCUCUCCCUCUUCCCUCUGUCCCCCCCACCCUCCCCCUUUAUAUUCUGGAGCCAUAUUUCAGUAUUCUCCCAAAUCUCCCUAACUCCUUCUCUCAGGCUACAUCAGUCAUUUCAGCAGAGCCCACGCAAACAUCCGCAGUCCUUUCUUUUAAUUGUUCUUCCCCCAAAUGCCUCUCUUUUGCACCAUUAUACAUGGAUCCCACUUUCAGUUUCAACACGGCCUCGAGGCAAAUGACACAUCCGAGCAAAACACCCUGGGUACUGUAAGCGUACCAAACAACAGCUCACUUUACGCAGACGGGCCAACUGAGGCUAACCAGUGAGGAAUUGAUAGACUGACUGAUUGAUUCGGUCUUUUAAUUGAUAGUUAAAACCACAUCGAUUCUCUAGACGUAUGAACUAAUCAUCAAAAGAAGGAAACAUAGUUUGAGCCUGGAGGUUUCUUUCCAUCAGUCCUUUUUUCUUUUUUUUUUUUUUUUUUGCAUUCUUCAGCAGGGCCAAGCAAACAUUGUUUAACCGCCAAAUCAAACUUAAUUAACACUUGAUGGCUUACGAGACCUCCAUCUAGCAAAUCUCUCGAGGCAUCAUUAAGUUCAAGAUAAUAACAAAGCUUUUUUUGAUUUUUGAUGGGGAGGGGAAAUAGAAGGGAAUCAAUUACAAAUUACGAAAAAACAAAAAAAAAAGCUUGAAAAUGUAAAAUAAGGUGAUUAGAAGUUGGCCCUGUAAUGAAAACUCAAGUAAGAAUCCGGAAACAUCUCCACAAAUGUCCAGCAUUGAGCUCUCUAUGUUCAAAGUGUUGUGUUGUCGACACAUAAUGGGUACUGUCUGUGUGUUUAGGGUACUGAUCAAAGGUAGUUUGGAGGGACCGGGGGACAGGGAGGGUUGGGGUUAGCCGAGUUGUAUUUUUGUAAAGAUGAAACAGUUCUAGCUGGGUAGGGAAAGGACAGCACUUUGUAGAAGGCUGGGUGGCAGGUAGUGCUACUGAAAAAAAAAAAGUCAGAGACAUAAAGUGGUGUUACAAUAAGUUGUUCUUUUUUUUUUAAUUUAUCAUUUUUAUUUUGUUUUAAAAAAAGACACCUGUAGGGAUCAAGAAAAAGAAAAGAGAACUUCUAACUACACAGUGCCACUUGUUAAUUUUUGUGUAAAUAAUACUAGACCAUGUAAAUACAAUGUUGUAUAUGAAAAAAAAUCUUUAAAAUAAAAGGGAAAAUCAUUUGUGAGUUGAAACAUUUUAUUUUUUAUUUUGUUUGGAUUUUUCUUUUCUUUUUCUUUUUUUUUGGGUUGAUGAUUCUAAUGUGACACGAAUGGUGUGUAUUUCAAAAAUGCUAUUUCAAAAGUUUGUUUUAUUUUAAGCUUAAUCUAUAAGCGAGUGUAUAUAUAAUGAAACACAAAAUAAUGAGAAAUGUUUUACCGUAUAUACCCUUGGUUAACUCCUCUACCUGUGUCAUAAAAACCUUUGUCCUCAGUUGCUUGUUUUUUUCUGGUAUCAUGGUUUUACGGUGCUUUGGACAUGUCUAUAAGCUUGAUUGUGAACAAUUAAAGCUUGUCUGUCAAAGCA
This is a messenger RNA of Myripristis murdjan (pinecone soldierfish), 7779 nucleotides long. It is a transcript of the gene ptpn4a, whose product is annotated as protein tyrosine phosphatase non-receptor type 4a. The record is from RefSeq and is a predicted model, not a curated record. Gene Ontology annotation, molecular function: protein tyrosine phosphatase activity; cytoskeletal protein binding. The coding region runs from base 542 to 3628 and encodes 1028 amino acids. Gene Ontology annotation, cellular component: cytoskeleton; cytoplasmic side of plasma membrane; cytoplasm. Gene Ontology annotation, biological process: protein dephosphorylation. The transcript is spliced from 27 exons. NCBI's taxonomy places the organism in Eukaryota, Metazoa, Chordata, Actinopteri, Holocentriformes, Holocentridae.